AAAUGUGAAAUGUCCAUGCGCAUGCGCUCACUCGGCUCUCAUUCUUUCUCUUUCACUUUCUUUUCCAAACGUUUCCCACUGUUAACCCCUUCCAUAAGCACUACUAGAACUAAACCUUUUCAUCUACAUAUUUCGCCUUUCUCUAUGUCUCACCGUCCAAACUUUCAAGGUGGCCGCCGUGGCGGGGGAGGCGGCCGUGGAGGACGUGGACGAGGCGGAGUAGGAGGAAGAGGUGGCGGAGGUCGUGGCGAGCAGCGGUGGUGGGAUCCAGUGUGGCGAGCUGAGCGAUUAAGACAGCAAGCUGCUGAGAUGGAAGUUCUUAAUGAGAAUGAAUGGUGGGAUAAGAUGGAGAAAAUGAAGAACUCAGGGGACCAAGAAAUGAUUGUAAAACGUAAUUACAGUCGCACCGAUCAACAAACUCUCUCUGACAUGGCUUAUCAACUAGGCCUUUAUUUUCAUGCAUAUAAUAAAGGCAAGGCCCUUGUGGUUAGCAAAGUUCCAUUGCCAAAUUAUCGGGCUGAUCUUGAUGAACGCCAUGGAUCCGCCCAGAAAGAGAUCCAAAUGUCUACUGAGACUGAGAAGAGAGUUAAAAAUCUUUUGAACUGCACGCAAAGAGAAGCACCCGUGAAUGAUUCUGGUGCCUCAUCUGGCCAGGGGGAUAACCGAUCAUCGACUGGUCCGAAAAUUACUAAACCAGUGUCUACGAUAGAGACAGAUUCUGCUAAGGAAAAACUUAGUCUGGAGUUAAAGCAGCGGCGGGAUAAAACAAUGGCAAGUGAUAGUUUGAAGGAAAUGCAAUCUUUUAGGGAAAAGCUCCCUGCAUUCAAAAUGAAAGGCGAAUUUCUGAAAGCUGUUGCAGAAAAUCAGGUUUUAGUAAUUUCUGGAGAGACAGGUUGUGGUAAAACAACACAGCUCCCUCAAUAUAUAUUGGAAGAGGAGAUAACGCGCCUUCGCGGGGCUGAUUGCAACAUAAUAUGCACGCAACCCCGUCGUAUAUCUGCCAUAUCUGUUGCAGCUCGAAUAUCUUCUGAGAGGGGUGAGAAUCUUGGUGAAACUGUUGGUUAUCAGAUUCGUCUGGAGGCAAAGCGCUCUGCUCAAACACAUCUCCUGUUUUGCACCACCGGUGUUUUACUGCGGCAGUUGGUUCAGGAUCCUGAUUUAACUGGUGUAAGCCAUUUGUUAGUGGAUGAAAUUCAUGAAAGAGGCAUGAAUGAGGACUUUCUAUUAAUUAUUUUGCGUGACCUUCUUCCUCGGCGUCCAGAUUUACGUCUUAUUCUAAUGAGUGCAACCAUUAAUGCUGAUUUAUUCUCAAAAUACUUUGGAAAUGCCCCAACCAUGCAUAUACCGGGGUUGACUUUCCCUGUGACAGAGUUUUUUCUAGAAGACAUAUUGGAGAAAUCUCUUUACAAAAUUCAAUCAGAGCCUGACAACUUUCGGGGGACUUCACGAAGGAGAAGGAGAAGGGAGCAGGAUUCUAAGAAAGAUCCUUUAACUGAAUUAUAUGAGGAUGUUGAUAUUGAUUCUGAAUAUAAGAACUAUAGUUCAUCUACUCGAGUUUCUCUUGAAGCUUGGUCGGGUUCCCAGCUUGACUUGGGUCUGGUUGAGGCAACAAUUGAAUAUAUUUGUCGCCAUGAAGGGGGUGGUGCAAUUCUUGUGUUUCUUACUGGCUGGGAUGAGAUUUCCAAGCUGCUUGACAGGGUUAAAGGAAACAAACUUCUGGGAGACCAAAGCAAGUUUCUGGUCCUUCCUCUACAUGGUUCAAUGCCUACCAUUAAUCAACGUGAAAUAUUUGACCGUCCUCCCCCUAAUAAGCGAAAAAUUGUUCUGGCGACAAAUAUUGCAGAGAGCAGUAUCACUAUAGAUGAUGUUGUGUAUGUUGUAGACUGCGGAAAGGCCAAGGAAACCAGUUAUGAUGCCCUAAACAAACUGGCUUGUCUAUUACCAUCAUGGAUUUCAAAGGCUUCAGCACAUCAGAGACGUGGUCGUGCUGGCCGUGUGCAACCUGGAGUCUGUUAUAGAUUGUAUCCAAAAAUUAUCCAUGACGCAAUGCUUCAGUAUCAGUUACCUGAAAUUCUCCGAACACCACUGCAAGAACUAUGCCUGCACAUCAAAAGUUUGCAGCUUGGAGCUGUGGGAUCAUUUUUGGCCAAGGCACUUCAGCCACCAGAUCCUCUGUCUGUUCAAAAUGCUAUUGAACUCCUUAAAACCAUUGGAGCUUUAGAUGAUAAUGAGGAGCUUACCCCCCUGGGUCGCCACCUCUGUACAUUACCCCUGGACCCAAACAUUGGAAAGAUGCUACUGAUGGGGUGUGUCUUCCAAUGCCUCAAUCCUGCUUUAACAAUAGCUUCUGCUCUUGCGCAUCGGGAUCCAUUUGUUCUUCCUAUAGAAAUGAAAAAUGAAGCUGAUGCUGCAAAACAAUCCUUUGCCGGUGAUUCUUGCAGUGACCACAUAGCACUUGUUAAAGCUUUUGAAGGAUAUAUGGAAGCAAAAUGCAAUCGAAAUGAAAGAGCAUUUUGUUGGGAGAAUUUUUUAUCCCCAAUAACAUUGAGGAUGAUGGAGGAUAUGAGAGAGCAGUUUCUUAACCUUCUAUCCGAUAUUGGUUUUGUGGACAAGUCCAAGGGUGCCAGCGCUUACAAUCAGUACAGCCAUGAUUUGGAGAUGGUAUCAGCAAUCCUUUGUGCUGGACUCUACCCAAAUGUUGUGCAGUGUAAAAGAAGAGGAAAGCGGACAGCAUUCUACACUAAAGAAGUUGGGAAAGUUGAUUUGCAUCCUGCAUCCGUAAAUGCAGGGAUUCAUCUCUUCCCUCUGCCAUACAUGGUUUACAGUGAAAAGGUGAAAACAACUGGCAUUUUUGUCCGAGACUCCACGAAUAUAUCAGAUUAUGCUCUGCUUCUGUUUGGUGGUAAUCUCAUUCCCAGCAAAAAUGGGCAAGGUAUUGAGAUGCUUGGGGGUUAUCUACAUUUUUCUGCAUCAAAGAGUGUAUUAGAACUAAUAAGGAAACUGCGGGCAGAACUGGACAAGCUUCUGAGUAGGAAGAUUGAGGAACCAAGCUUGGACAUCUCUUUCGAGGGCAAGGCAGUUGUUUCUGCCGUUGUCGAGUUAUUGCACAGUUACAACGUACGCUAUUAAGUUUUUGCGUUUCAGGACUGACCUCUUUUGGUAGCAGUCCUGUCAUUUGCUUAAAUUUUACUAUUUUCGAUAUUGAAUAGCCAUGCGAUAUUUGCACAACAAUUUAGAAAAAGAAAAAGAAUAGUUUUUUUCUUUAGGUUUCUAUUUUUUUUUAUGUUGACCAUCAUACGGAUUAAGCCGUGUGAAUUAUCAGUCGAUCGAAUAAAGUUUUCCCAACUGUGCUUUACAAAUA
Molecule: messenger RNA, 3361 nt
Organism: Ricinus communis (castor bean)
Lineage: Eukaryota; Viridiplantae; Streptophyta; Magnoliopsida; Malpighiales; Euphorbiaceae
Product: DExH-box ATP-dependent RNA helicase DExH1
Exons: 16
Coding region: 10-3129 (1039 amino acids)
Cellular component (GO): nucleus; intracellular anatomical structure
Molecular function (GO): ATP binding; RNA binding
Source: RefSeq, a predicted model, not a curated record